Messenger RNA from Tarenaya hassleriana, 3169 nucleotides. Its product is annotated as splicing factor U2af large subunit A. Bases 342 to 2933 code for a protein of 863 amino acids. The transcript has 10 exons. Gene Ontology annotation, molecular function: poly-pyrimidine tract binding; pre-mRNA 3'-splice site binding. The record is from RefSeq and is a predicted model, not a curated record. NCBI's taxonomy places the organism in Eukaryota, Viridiplantae, Streptophyta, Magnoliopsida, Brassicales, Cleomaceae. Gene Ontology annotation, cellular component: U2AF complex; U2-type prespliceosome; commitment complex.
AGUUAAAAGGUGACGAAAAGAGUAAACCCUAACGAUCCCAUCCUCCAUGUUGGCGAAGCCUCUGCGGCCAAUGAAAUUUUGUCCAUCGCCGGCGAUUGAUUUCAUCCAUCAUCGCUUUCCAGGCGACGGGACUAAGAAAAUCCAUGCUAGGAGCUGAAAAAUCAGGCUAAAGAAGUUCUACUUUCGCCGAAUUUGGCGCCCAUCGGAGAGAGAGAGAGAGAGAGAGAGAGAGAGAGAAGUAGCCGGCGGCUGAUAAACUCCGGCCAAUAUUAACCCGCUUCUGCCAGAUUAGGUGUAAUUUUUUGCGGACAUUUGCCUUUGAUUCUGUGAGAGUACGCAGUAUGAAUAAAUCCAGUAAGACUAGGGCUACACUGGGAAAACACCAUGGACUUGCAGACGAAGGAUCUGCUGCUCGGACAAGACCUAUAAGCUUCGAAGAGAUUAUGCAAAGAAGGAAGAAGAAAGAGUCAUUGGAAAAUGUGGAGGAGGGAAAUAGAGUAGAAACAAUUCAAGCCAAGUCAAUGGGCGAUGAUCCUUUCCGGCGGGGUAGACACCAUAGAGUUUCUUCCCAUUGUUCUGAGAAGCUGAGGUCUGAGGUAAAUGCUAAGGAUGGUUCACGAAGGAGAGAGGAGAUAAUUUAUAGGGAGGAGAGACUUGAUAAACACAAAAACAAGCAAGACCACGUUACAGAUGCAAAAAGGAUGGUUGAAGAAGAAGGUCGUUAUACUGAAAGAAAAAUGGGGGCUGAUCGAGAUGAUACCCCUUCUAUGAAAACCAAAACUGUGCAAGGUAGAGAAAGACGUGCUUCAAAGGCAACUGAUGAACAGACUCAUGCUACGGAACUUGUUAAUGAGCGAGCAAGUAGCGCUAAGAAUGUACCUGCUAGGAAGCGUCUGAGAAGUUUAGUAGUGAUUAAUAGACCCCCGGAUGAAAAUAGUGGAAAACCGGAUGACUUGAACAAGAGAAAACACCAAAAUGGAGAUGAUACACGAGAUAGGGAGAGGAAAAAUCCCAAGAAACGGGAUCUGAGAAAAAUGCAUAGCGUUGAAGGUUCAGAGAGAAAGGAAAAAAGGGAACAGCCAAGGCCACAUCAUCGUGACAUUAGGGAGAAAAGGAGAAGGACAAGGAGCCGAGAUCAUGGGCAGGAUAAAAAUAGAAGGACAUCCCCCUCUCCAAGGGCUGAAAAGGCUGCAUCGCGUCACAGGAGAGACUGUGAGGAGAUCUCUGUCAGUGGACCAAAAGAUCAGGUUGGAAGGAAUCAUUCUGGUGACGGUGGAAAAAAAGUGGCAAGCAAUGGCUCAAGUAAUCAGUCGAGGCGGUACACAGGUUCCAAAAGUGGACUUGGUGGAUAUUCCCCAAGGAAAAGGAGGGAGGAGGUUCCCCACAAGGCUCCUUCUCCACCGAAUCUCUCAGCCGAAAAAAAAAGUGCUAAGUGGGACCUGGUACCUACUGAAACCACCAGCAUGCUAUCUGGGUCAGUUAUCCAGGCAGCAAUACAGACUGCAUAUUCAACCUUUAGUGAAACGGCUUUGGCUAUGUUGAAUCCCCUUACCGAGGUGUCUUUUAAGACACCACCAGCAAAACAGAACAUUUCAGUUGACUCUGUUCAACUCACGGAAUCUACCAGGCGUAUGAGGAGACUUUACAUAGAAAAUGUGCCUGAUUCAGUCUCUGAGAAGUCUUUGAUUGAAUGCUUCAAUAGCUAUAUGCUAUCUUCAGGCUCUAAUUACAUUCAAGGAAGCCAGCCUUGUAUUAGCUGUAUUAUAAAUAAUGAGAAGGGUCAGGCUCUUGUGGAAUUUCUUACACCUGAGGAUGCUUCUUCUGCACUCUCUUUGGAUGGCUGUUUGUUUGCGGGUUCGAGCCUCAAAAUUAGACGCCCUAAAGAUUUUGUUGAAACAACAACCGGUGACCUGGAUAAAAAAGAGGCAGCUACGAAUGCAUUAAGUGAGACCGUGGAGGAUUCACCUAACAAGAUAUUCAUUGGUGGAAUUUCAAAUGCCAUUUCAUCUGAAAUGUUGAUGGAGAUUGUGAGUGUCUUUGGACCUCUAAAGGCAUACCGUUUUGCAAACUACACUAAUCAGCCAUGCGCUUUCCUGGAGUACAUGGAUGGAUCUAUUACACUCAAAGCAUGCGCUGGCCUCAACGGUAUGAAGUUGGGUGGGAAUGUAAUAACUGUUGUUCGAGCACUUCCUGAUGCAUCAUCUAUCAUGGGUGACAACAAAAAUCCACCCUUCUAUGGGAUACCUGAGCAUGCAAAACCCCUUCUGGCCAAACCUACCAACAUACUGAAGCUCAAGAAUGUGAUCGACCCAGAAGACCUUCUGUCCAUUUCUGAACCCGAAAUGAAAGAAAUUCUGGAGGAUGUGCGGUUGGAAUGUGCCAGGUUUGGUGUGAUCAAGUCGAUCAACAUCAUGGACCACCAAAUCAGCGAAAUGACCACUUCGAAAACAGAUGCAGCUGGGGAAGAAAUGAAUGAAUCAGUGAUUUGUAGGAAAGAUGAUGAAUCCAAGAAAGCUAAUCAUACUACUGACAGUGAAGAACAACAUACAGAAGACGGGCAAACCCGUUCUACCGGGGAAGACAAAACCGCCGAGUUCACAGUUACGGGUCACGAUGAAGAUCAUUCCACCGCACCAAAAACUGAACAAGAAGAUCAUCGUUCUGACAACGGGAAGGAGGCAGCCAUUGAUGAGCUUGAACAUAAGCAGGAAGUUGGAGCUGUUCGGGCGGUCAGGACAAGGUGGGAACCUGCAGAGAGAGAGGGAAAACCGGACAUGGAAAGUGUGUUUGAAAAGGGUUGUAUCUUGGUGGAGUAUGGAAGGACAGAAGCCUCGUUUGCAGCAGCUCGUGCCUUGCAGGGAAGGCUGUACGGAAACAGAGUGGUGAAGGUGGAAUACGUUUCUGAAGAGCUCUACAAGAUGAGAUUCCCUUAAAACAAAUAGUACAGUACUUACAUUUCAUUAGAUUCGGACAUAUGGUUUGUGUUCUGUUCGUUACCCAUUUUGUCUCAUCUGAAAGCGAAUCCUAAUCCUCUUUGUAUAUGCAUAUGGGAUUGGGAUCUGUUUUCCCAUGUCACUGUCAUCUGUUUCCUUGUUAAGGGAGAAGUCGAAUUCCACAAUAGCGCUUUUGGUUCUCGACCUUUGGUAUUGACUUGACCGGUUUUGGUUUA